Molecule: messenger RNA, 1604 nt
Organism: Solenopsis invicta (red fire ant)
Lineage: Eukaryota; Metazoa; Arthropoda; Insecta; Hymenoptera; Formicidae
Product: Sjoegren syndrome nuclear autoantigen 1 homolog
Exons: 4
Coding region: 356-709 (117 amino acids)
Cellular component (GO): centrosome; ciliary basal body
Source: RefSeq, a predicted model, not a curated record
GUACGAGUUUUCACUGUCGAAGUGCCUGACCUGCCGGAACCGUAGCUAUAAUGACUAGGCGCUCUGUGGUCCAAUCUCGAGCUUGGUGCGAGGCUGUGGCGCGAUAUCCGACUACCGCAAAAAAAGGGCGAGAAAGUUUCGUACUUUCGCGGCUUCCAGUACGCAUGCGUGAGGCAGAAAAUCGCGCGCCAAAACUAAAGUCUAUUCAGCCAAACGUUCCGAUGCCGACACCGCGUUGUUGUAAACAUCAUCCGCUUUCGACGAGUCCUACUGAGUCCUGCCGUUAUGAGCCGUCAUCUGCCCGCGUUUAGUUACACACGUCUUCUAUGAAGGUUCUCGUGUAUGGAAGGUUGACAUGUCGCAACACGGAGCUGCAUUGCAAACGUAUAAUCAAGAGCUCGUCAAAUGUUUGGAAGAGAUGAAGCUAAGGCGAGCAGAACUCCAAGAUCAGAUAGAAUCUCAGGAAGAGGAGAAGAACAACUUGCAAUGCGAAAUCGAAAAGCUAUCGUGUAAGCUUACACAAUUAAAUGAUAGCUUGGCAAAAAGAAUAACAGUCAGAAACGAAUAUGACAGAACUAUUGCCGAUACCGAGGCGGCAUACGUGAAGAUUUUAGAAAGUUCCCAAUUAUUACUUAAUAUGAUAAAAAAAGAAGCUGUGUGUCUGGAUCAGACUUUAAUAAAAGCCAAUAUUAAUAAGCAGCAGUACUGAUAAAAUACAAAUCUCAGAAAAGAAUUCGACAAAAAAUUGUGAGGGACCAGAUCUCUAGAAAAUGUAUUUAUUAAAUUAUCAAUGAAUACAUUAUCACAAAGGUAUAGUAAUUAACAAGUACAAAAUUGUAAAUAUAUAGACUUUUAGAACAUACAAGUUUUUUAUAGCCUCUGCAAAAUUUAUUAACUGUACAAACGCAUAAUGUUAAUAUAUAUUAAUUAUGUUAGUUGAUUAUUUUAUUAAAAUAAUAUUAAGUCAUAGAUUUCAGUCUACGUGUGUGUAAUAUAACAUAACAAUUUAACAGAAUAAUCCUAUUUUCAAACUUAAGCAAUAAAUACAUAUUUAGUGCAUAAUUUAUUAUAAUUGUAAUUAUAAAUACUAGUAGCAGAAUUAUAUUAUUUAAAUGCAUUGCUUCAAUGUGUCUAAAAAUUUGACUUAUAUGAUAAUACUAAUGUCUAAAAGCUUAGAGGAUAUUAUAUAUUUAAAGAAUGCUAUAGAACAAAAUCUAUUCUAGAAAAAUUACAUAUUUUUACAAGAAAUUGAACGUUUUCACAUAAUUAUAAUUUUACAUUAUAUCUCAUUUUCUUUCAUAUAUAUCGAGCUAUAUGUGUGUACGUAUAUCUCAAUUGUAUUAUAAUUUUAAAUAUUUUUGCUGAGAUAUUGUAAUGCUUUAUUUUUUAGUCUUAAUUGGAAACCAUGUCUAAAUCCAUAUAAUACUAUCCAUAUAUUAUGAAAUUUUUUUGCAUAUUCUAAAUAGAUUUAAGCAUUUCCCAAAGCUUUCUGCUCGUUCCAUAUUUGUAGAAGUUCACUUGAAUCUUCAUACCCAUGAGACGUUAUGACAUACUUGUAACUAUAUUUUGUAUAAGCUUUUUUAUAAAAAUGAAACUCUUCACAA